ACAGGAAGUAACUAGAUUCUCUGACGUUCCACACCAUUAACAAUAACCGUUAAAAUGUGCAGUUUAAUUGUAAUUCACGAAGAAACACAAUAAGGCUGAACAACUUCAUUUUCUUCUUCUUCUCCUUCGCUGGGAAGUUUAAUGUUUUUAUGCUGUUAUUAAAUGGCCACCAGAUGGCGCGCGUGAUGUGCAGGGGGCGGGGUUUUCUCGCGAUGUGUCCCGGGCCUUGAGGACGGUCGCAGUUGUGCGCAUGCGCGCGAGCAGCGGUUUCUCUCUCCUGUGUUAUUGUUAUUAAUGAUGGCGGAAUAAAUACUCACACACGCAGCGGACUGUACAGACUGUACUCUCAGGUGACUGUGGUUGAUCCAGUGGAGUCGGAAGCUGAAGGGGUGGGUGGGUGGGUGUGGGUGUGUGUGUGUGUGUGUGUGUGGGGGGGGGGGGGGGGGGGUUAGAGUGACCACACACAGAGGCAGUAUGAGGGAGUGUGUGCCCCCUGCAGCACUGAUGUGUGUCUCACUAUAGCUGAGCAAUAGCGAGUGUGUUUGUGUAGUAUAGAUCUUCUCGGGGAGUGUGUGUGUGUGUGUGUGUGUGUGCGUGCGCGCAGCAUGUCGGUGUCGAGCAGUGACGCGUGUCUCAGCAUUGUGCACAGUCUGAUGUGCCACCGGCAGGGUGGUGAGAGCGAGAGCUUCAGUAAAAGAGCCAUCGAGAGUCUGGUGAAGAAACUGAAGGAGAAAAAAGAUGAACUCGAUUCUCUGAUCACCGCCGUCACAACCAACGGAGCUCAUCCCAGCAAAUGUGUUACUAUACAGCGCACACUCGACGGGAGACUACAGGUUGCUGGUCGUAAGGGCUUUCCUCAUGUGAUCUAUGCGCGGUUAUGGCGGUGGCCUGAUCUCCAUAAGAACGAGCUGAAACAUGUGAAAUACUGCCAGUACGCCUUUGACCUGAAGUGUGACAGUGUGUGUGUAAACCCCUACCACUAUGAGAGGGUGGCGUCACCCGGUAUCGAUUUGUCUGGACUGAAUCUGGGUGGAACAGGCCCCAGUGCAGGUCUCUUGGUUAAGGAGGAAUUUGACCCUCAGCCGUCUCACUCCAGCUCUGAUGGAUCACACAGUAUUCAGACCAUCCAGCAUCAGCCCGCCCCCUCUCACCCAGCCCCACCCACUUCCACACGCCUCCCACUCCCGGAGACGUUCAGCAGCCCCGCCCUUAUGCCGCCACCUGAGGCAGCAAGCUCCGCCCCCAGCCCUGCUUUCUCCAGCAUGGCUCCUACACCAGCCUGCGGUGCCUCGUGGCCGAGAGGGAGUGGCUUUCCAACAAACCUGGCCAAUCCAAGCGGAGCUUUGCAGCACCACCCACCUCAGUACUGGCCUGUACAUAAUGAGCUGAUCUUCCAGCCCCCGAUAUCUACACAUCCAGCUCCAGAUUACUGGUGUUCUAUUGCGUAUUUUGAGAUGGAUGUUCAGGUGGGAGAGACUUUUAAGGUGCCGUCUUCAUGUCCGGUGGUGACAGUGGAUGGUUAUGUGGAUCCAUCAGGAGGAGAUCGGUUCUGCUUGGGCCAACUCAGCAACGUUCACCGCACUGAGGCCAUCGAGAGAGCCAGGUUGCACAUUGGUAAAGGCGUACAGUUGGAGUGUAAGGGUGAGGGUGAUGUUUGGGUGCGAUGCCUUAGCGACCAUGCUGUGUUUGUCCAGAGUUAUUAUCUGGAUCGGGAAGCUGGACGUGCACCAGGUGACGCUGUCCACAAAAUUUACCCCAGUGCUUACAUCAAGGUGUUUGAUCUGAGGCAGUGCCACCGGCAGAUGCAGCAGCAGGCAGCCACGGCUCAGGCAGCAGCAGCAGCUCAGGCUGCAGCAGUCGCAGGAAACAUACCAGGACCAGGAUCAGUGGGAGGGAUAGCACCAGCUAUCAGUCUGUCUGCAGCUGCAGGUAUCGGAGUGGAUGAUCUGCGGCGGUUGUGUAUUUUGCGCAUGAGUUUUGUGAAAGGAUGGGGUCCUGAUUAUCCUCGUCAGAGCAUCAAAGAAACCCCAUGUUGGAUUGAGAUUCACCUUCACAGAGCACUGCAGCUGCUGGACGAGGUUCUGCACACCAUGCCUAUAGCUGAUCCUCAACCACUUGACUGACCUCUGACCCCGAGUGAUCCUGACCCCGAACACUGAACUCCUCAACUCACCCAAGACCCAAGUUAUCUGACUGACCUCUGAGUGACCCCUAACCCAGAAUUUCUGACCUUCAAGCCCCGGACUGACCUUUGACUUCGACCGGCUCUCCUCAGUGCUGGAUGAAACGAGGCUCACGUUUGUCUCUCGGCUCUGUGUACCUCGGUAUUUACCAUGAAAACACUGAUUCCUAAAUGGUGAGCACUGAAGCAGAGAGGCACGUCAGCACCAGGUGUGUAAAUAAACACGAAGGUCUUAAAGUGUGUGAUGACAUGCAGGUGUUAUUUUGGCUCAGUGAGGUGCGUAUGAGGAGCGGUGAUCAGCAUACCCUCGUUACUAUGUGAUUUCACUCUCACUACACCUAAUAACAGACUGACGCUAUUAACCUUUAGAUUAGCACUCGUACCCACUCUAAGCUCAUCUCACGCACAUCACUGUGAUGAAAACGACAGCACAGGAACCUCAUCAGAACCACUGAGGAAGAGGACGGUUCCCCUGGAACACUACCAGAACUUGGAGCAACUCUCCAAACACGCACUGCAGGAUCGCAGCUUCUCUGUAGAUGAAUUUUCUAAGGUAGAUGAUAAACAGAAGCUUUAGCUACAAGGUGUGUAUCACAGAAAAACUGUAUUGAGCCCGGACGAGGCUGCGGCAAUGUCACGUAUCCAACAUGCUAUAAACGUCACAGUAAACAUAAAUCACAAGAAUCUGCAUUUAGACGUUUUGGUGUAGCAUAAAACCAUGUUAGAGUCACGACUUUGUAAUAGAGUCACAAUAAACGCCAUCCAAUGUU
Pangasianodon hypophthalmus (striped catfish) is the source of this 2952-nucleotide messenger RNA. It is a transcript of the gene smad4b, whose product is annotated as SMAD family member 4b. Gene Ontology annotation, biological process: transforming growth factor beta receptor signaling pathway; SMAD protein signal transduction; regulation of transcription by RNA polymerase II. Gene Ontology annotation, molecular function: RNA polymerase II cis-regulatory region sequence-specific DNA binding; DNA-binding transcription factor activity, RNA polymerase II-specific; I-SMAD binding. Lineage: Eukaryota; Metazoa; Chordata; Actinopteri; Siluriformes; Pangasiidae. Gene Ontology annotation, cellular component: heteromeric SMAD protein complex. The record is from RefSeq and is a predicted model, not a curated record. The coding region runs from base 606 to 2123 and encodes 505 amino acids. The transcript is spliced from 11 exons.